UAGCUCUGUUCUCUUUGUUCUACUGGCGUUCGUCAUUUAAAAAACUUUCCGACAACAAAAUGGAGAAAAAGAAUUCCCGAAAAGAUGGGUAUAACAACAAAUCCUUAAGUCCUUCAAUAUGCAAUACGUUAACAACUAAUCUUGAGUUAAUGUCUACUCGAUUGGAUUUGCCUUCUCGAUCGAACCCAACUCACUUAUGUGAAAGAAAGGAUCAAUAUACAAUUUUGACUCCUAAAUUGUUCGACUCCUCCGGAAGUACUGGUCGGCGUUAUGAAAGAAAUGAUCAAUCAGCAAAUUCGAGUUCAUUCAGUUCUGAAUACUCCGCAACUUAUCAUAAUGUUUGA
Molecule: messenger RNA, 344 nt
Organism: Meloidogyne enterolobii
Lineage: Eukaryota; Metazoa; Nematoda; Chromadorea; Rhabditida; Meloidogynidae
Source: the annotation of a GenBank genome assembly